This is a messenger RNA of Ustilago hordei, 2823 nucleotides long. RefSeq lists its product as uncharacterized. Gene Ontology annotation, biological process: DNA integration. The record is from RefSeq and is a predicted model, not a curated record. The transcript is spliced from 2 exons. Bases 1 to 2823 code for a protein of 940 amino acids. NCBI's taxonomy places the organism in Eukaryota, Fungi, Basidiomycota, Ustilaginomycetes, Ustilaginales, Ustilaginaceae. Gene Ontology annotation, molecular function: nucleic acid binding.
AUGAGGAGACCAACCCUUCAUGGUAACAAGUUUGUCUCAGCAGAGUGCAUACUACAAGCAGCUCUGGAAGAUGGACCCAUAGGGUUCAUGCUGUUGGAGGAGCCACCAUCAUCACUCCUGGCCUUUGGUUUUGUACCUACAGGCACAGACAAAGGAGUAGAGAUGGAGGUGGAGGUGGAAGCAGACAAGCUGCCCCAUCAUACCAAGCAUGAUCUCCACCUUGAGUUGAUAGAAGGAGGUAAGCCACCUCAAGGGCCCCUAUACCUCAAGGGACCCAAGGAGAUGUCCAAGUUGAGGAGGUACUUGGAUGAGAACCUCGAGAAGGGGUUCAUAAGACCAUCGAAGAGCCCGGCACAAUCACCAGUGCUCUUCGUACCAAAGAAGGAUGGAGGUCUCAGACUCUGUGUGGACUACAGAGGUCUCAAUGAGAUCACUGUCAAGAACAGGGCACCAUUGCCCCUCAUCGAGGAGCAGCUGUUCUUACUCAGGAAGGCAAGGAUCUAUACCAAGCUAGACCUUAGAGCAGCAUACAACCUCAUCCGGAUUGCUAAAGGAGAUGAAUGGAAGACAGCUUUUGGCACUCAGUUGGGACUCUAUGAGUACCUAGUGAUGCCCUUUGGCCUAGCCAAUGCUCUGGCUCACUUCCAGUCAUUCAUCAAUGUCAUCUUCCGAGACAUCAUUGGAGUAUAUGUAGUGGUAUACCUAGAUGACUUCCUGAUCUUCAGUGACACUGAGGAGGUACAUGUGAAGCAUGUCACUGAGGUCCUCAUUCGCUUAAGGAGCAACAGGCUCUUUGCUAAGCUGUCGAAGUGCGAGUUCCACACCAAGACAGUUGAGUUCCUGGGGUACAUCAUCAAGCCAAUGGGCAUAGAGAUGGACCCAGAAAAGGUGCACACUGUCAAGGAGUGGCCAAUGCCAGAGUCAAUCCAUGACAUCCAAAGGUUCCUGGGUUUUGCCAACUUCUAUCAAAGGUUCAUAGCCCACUUUGCUUGCAUAGCCAAGCCAUUGACAUCACUGGUAAAGCCUAUAGAAUGGUUCAAGAAGUUCGAGCUACCAGAGGAGGCCCAACAGGCCUUCCACAAGCUCAUCCAGGCCUUCACAUCAGCAGGAGUGCUUCAGCACUUUGACUACCACCUUCCAACAAGGUUGGAAACUGAUGCAAGUGACUUUGCUAUAGCAGGAGUACUCAAGCAGGAGCAUGAAGGACGAUGGCAUCCAGUGGCCUUCUACUCUAGGAAGAUGUCUUCUGCCGAGAAGAACUAUGAAAUCCAUGACAAGGAGCUCCUAGCUGUGGUCGCCUGCCUUACUCAGUGGCAACACAUGCUAGCUGGACUACCAAGCCAACUGGUCAUCCUCACUGACCAUGAAGCCCUCAAGUACUUCAAGUCACAGAGAUGCAUCACAGGUCGACAGGCUCAAUGGGCAAUACUACUAGCAGACUUCGACUUCAUAUUGCAGUAUCGACCAGGAGACAAAGGUGGUGAACCCAAUGCUCUCACCAGAAGGACAGACAUGCAACCAGCUGGUGAAGAGCAGGAUCACAAUGUGAGGCAACUACUGCCUCCUCGAGUGUUCAAGGAGACAGCAGACCAUGACUCGACCCUAGUGGCCCCUAUGCUCUCAAUGGAGUCCAUAGCAUCAAAAGGUCUCAAAGACCUGGUCAAGAUCUUCCAGCCCUUAGACCAAGAGCUACAGGAGAUACAUAGGAAGAAGCCCUUCGAGCUCAAGGACGACCUAUGGUACAGUGGAGGAAGGUUGGUUAUCCCCAAAGUAAUCAUGCCAGGGAGGACCAACAACCGACACUCAAGGAGUGCCAAAGAGGUAGAUGGACAGUCCCUCUCUGUAGAGCAUCUGUGGUUCAUGGUGAUGACCCAAUGCCAUGAUGGUAUCACUGCUGGACACGUAAGAAGAGAUGCUACCAUCAAGGCAGCUCAACAACAUUACUGGUGGCCAAACAUGACAGCUUGGAUUGCAGACUAUGUAGCAAGUUGUCCUGUAUGUGCUAGGUACAAAGCUCCUUGUCAUCGUCCAUAUGGUUUGCUACAGCCACUAGCAACACCAGACAGGCCCUGGGGCUCCAUAUCCCUCGACUUCAUCGAAGGACUACCACCAUCGAAGAAGUAUGACUCCAAGACCUAUGACUCUAUCUUAGUCAUUGUUGACAGGUUGACCAAGUUUGCCAUACUAGCUCCAACCCAUAAGACAGUCAUGGCCAAACAGACUGCAGUGUUGCUAUACAGACACAUGGUUAGACUUUUUGGAUACCCAGAUCACAUGGUCUCGGACCGAGGCAGGCAGUUCAUAUCAGGAGCAUGGAAGGCAUUUGCAGAACAAAUGGGUGUGAAGCACUCACUUAGCAUGGCCUACCAUCCUCAAACUGAUGGUCAGACAGAGAGGGUCAAUCAGGUCAUCGAGCAGUACCUAAGGAUGUACUGCAACUAUGAGCAGAAUGACUGGGCCGACCUGCUGGACACUGCAGCCUUCAUAUACAAUAACAUGGUCCACAACAGCAUUGGUGUCUCACCAUUCUUUGCAUGCUAUGGAUGGAACCCCAAAGCUCAUCCUGACAUCCCUCAACAACUAGGAGUCAAUGAUCCAGGUCGCUUCGAGUACCUCAUGGAUGGAAAGGAGCGUUGCAAGUACCUCCAGGAGCAGAUCAGAGAGGCACAAUGUAGAUCAGUAGACCAGUAUAACAGGAAGCACAAGGACAUCGAGUUUAAGGUGGGUGAUAUGGUCUAUAUCAACCAUCGAAACUGGAAGACAAGGAGACCCACACCCAAGUUGGAUACCCAGUUUGCAGGACCCUACCCAGUUCAGGAAUGA